AUGCCUGGAUCUGUGAACACUGCAGACGAAUAUGAGUUUAUCAACUAUGAGGAGGUGGCAGUAAGCCCCGAAGACGUGGCAAAGGUCCGCGGCUGGCUCCAGCCCACAGACUAUCUUGCGGAUUCAGGUGAGUUCCGGCGCCACCUGUUAUCGCAGGCUCCUGGCACAGGGCUCUGGAUUUGCGAGACAGAUGCGUACUGUAAAUGGCACGAUUCUCCAGACCAUGGUAGUCUAUGGAUCAAUGGCGUGCCAGGCGCGGGCAAGUCAGUCACGGCGUCAUCCAUCAUCCAACACUUGAAAACAACCGAAGACUGCCCCGUUCUUUUCUUCUUCUUCCGGAACAUCGUCGCAGCCAACUUCUCCCCGCGAGGUCUAUUGCAGGACUGGCUAGCACAGCUUCUACCUUACUCCCCCCGACUCCAGGUGGCCCUUCGGGCUAAGGUUGAUACCAGCCUGGAAGACAUAUCAGACAGCAACCUUAUGGAGCUCUUCACUGAUGGGAUAUCAUGUGUCCCAAGGCUGUACUGCGUUGUAGAUGCGCUUGAUGAGAUGACGGCCGACAAUAGGGCAUUUCUUGAGAAUCUGAACAGGCUUGCCACAUACCGGCCUCGAUCUCUGAAGCUGCUUAUGACCAGCAGGCCGAAGCAGUAUCUACAGAGCGCGCUGCGAGACUCUUCAAUUGUUCACGUCAGCCUCCAGAAGAAACUUGUUGAUCGCGACAUUCUUCUAUAUCUAAAUCAUAGAUUUGAUGGUGUGCUCGGCGGACAGCACCUCGAGAGGGCCAAGAUCAUCGACAUGGUCGCCUCACGUUCUGAAGGCUUAUUCCUGUACGCCAAGCUUGCCAUGGAUCAGGUGGAGGCUGCAUUAACUUCGUCACACGCCAUCGGCGUAGAAGAACUCGAAAAGACUCUUCCAGCUGGGCUGGAAGAUACAUAUGACAAGAUGUUACGCAAGCAGCGGGAAGAGCAUGGCGUCAGUACCGAUACGCAGGUUCUUGUUCUACAGGCAGUGACUCAUGCAUCUCGCCCGCUUCGCCUGAAUGAGCUCGCCAGCCUCAUUGAAUGCAUCACUCCAGAGUGCGCACCGCCAAAAGGAUAUAAAGCUCUCAUCGCUAAGAGCUGCGGACCGCUGGUAGAGAUCUUGGAAGACGAGACUCUGCAGGUUGUCCACCAUUCUUUCACCGAAUUUUUGCGUGGUGAUACUCGAAAUGCUUCCGUAGGUGACCUGUCUACACGGUUCCCGAUCAUCGAUUCCCUCACUGCCCAUAAGACAAUGGCCAUGAACUGUCUUCGAUAUCUCCAGUCAGGCUCGCUUGAGAACGAAGGCGAGUCCGACGUGUCCAUCACCUACCGAAAGCCGGCAUUCCCAUAUGGCCCGGGUGAGCGCGACAUAGCUCGAUUUUCCUUUGACAUAAUAAGGGAUGGAGAUCCGUUCAAGUACCAAGAAGCGCGGCUCCUGCACCCGUUCCUCCAAUACGCUGUCACGAACUGGAACGGUCAUGCUAGCAGAUACGAUGCGGAUGACGAGGAGUUCUUCGCCGCGGUUUUGGACUUUCUUAGGCCCGAGAGUGUGGCUUUCAGGAGAUGGCUCAAGCUCCAAUGGGGAGCCACCUCGAGGAGCCAAGACAGUCCAGAUGGUUUGCCGACAGCGCUCCACCUCGCAGCAUACUCUGGCCUGUCCAAGUUCUCUCUGAAGAUCAUCGAGGACGGCGCAUCAGUGUCAAGUCUGGAUGCGCACGAUCGUACCCCUUUGCACUGGGCAGCUGUCAACGGCCACGAAGAGGUCGUCUCACUGCUCAUCGAGAAAGGCUGCGACCCCAACGCCGAAGACGCAUACGGUUUGAAACCAAUCCACCUUGCCGCGCGGAGGAACCACGCUGUAGUAGUGACGGUUCUGCUUGAGUCAGGCGUCGAACCUGAUACAAUCAAGACCAAGGAGAACCACCCUGGACCCAUGGGGGGUGGUGAGAGGAUCACACGAGGGGAGUGUGCCAUUUUCAUGGCGACCAAAGGUGGCCACGUCGAGACCAUCAUUGCCAUGAUUCCUUUCUGCAAGGGGAAGGUUUUGGAACGGCUUCUAUGCGAUUCGUGUCAGUACGGCCUCACAGAUGCCGUGCUGGCUAUUCUGGAAACGACAGACGUCUCGGUCAACGCUGUCCACAGAAAGGGAACCGCCUUGUAUUUCGCGUGCCGCGCGAUGAGCGUCAAGUGCGUCGAGGCGCUGAUUAAACGUGGCGCGGAUGUGUCCAUGAUGUCUACAUUCAAGCCAAGGAGAUGGAGGCUCGGAGGUACCUGUGCCCAGGAAAAGGAAACAGCACCAUUGCACUGCCUGGCUACGUCCUGGACGGAGCAGAACGACAAGGACUGCCGGGCUAUUCUGAGGUUACUUCUGAACGCCGGGGCUGACCUGGAGCAAGUGAGCGGUGCCGGAAACACGCCGUUGCUCAUCGCUGCGGGAAGUAGCGAAACUAAUUACCAGUCUCCCGUUCGCAAUUCCGCUCUCAAGGCCUUGUUGGAAGUAGGAGCGGAUAUCACCAAGGAAUCCAAGGAAUCACGCGGGGCCUCACUUCUACAUCUUGUUUUGGACCGGACCCGAGAUCCCAGCCUCGUGCGGCUGCUGAUCGAGCACGGUGUUGACCCAAACGCGACGGAUACGAGGGGGAAAUCAAUCCUCCAGUGCUCUGUUUACCAGCCAGGCAUGGUAACCGGGGUUGAACAUACCCUGGCCAUCGUCAAGUAUCUGCUAGAUCAAGGAGCGGACCCUAAUAUGUCGGAUGAACAUGGAAAUAGUGCACUCAAAGAAGCAAUGACAUGUGACCAACCGGAAGUUUUCACGUUGCUGCUAUCGAAAUGCAGUAAUGACUUCAACAAAAGGCGAUGCUGGUUCCAUCUGCCUUCUGUGUACACAACUGAACGGUUUACCGAGUUGAUGAAGCUGCUACUGGAGGAUGGCAUUGACAUUAACAUUAAGUCAAACGACGGACGGACCCUCUAUCUUCUAUGUCUAAGCAACGAAGAGAGAUUGCAGGCCGUCCGAGAACACGGGGCCAGAACUGACGUGGUUGACAGCUAUGGCAACAAUGCUUUGCACAUUCUGGCUAAAAGCGGCAGCAUCCAGCGUGAGCAGAUGGAGAGGAGGAUCGCGGACGGGGUCGAUCCUCUGAGCACAAACAAGGACGGGUACACGCUGCUGCAUCAUGUCAUACCACACUACAACACUACAGAGGAAUGGGCUACCUAUGUAAGGUGGCUGAUUGGUCUUGGAAUAUGCGUCAACGCGGUCGACACAUCUGGCUGUAGUAUUCUUCACCAUUACUUGACGCGGUGUUCCCGUGGAGGAACAGUCCGUGAGAAGAACCGAUUCCACUUCAUCGAUGCCAUAAGUUUCGAAAACAAGGUGAACUUUGAAGUCAGGGACAAGGACGGUUUUGCCCCGAUCCAUAUCGCGGCUACGGAGACAGAAAUCGAAUUAGCCAAGCUCGUGAGCUGCGGUGCAGACCCAACGUUCCUGACGCAGGGCGGGCAAAACAUCCUCCAUCUUGCAAGCUGUGCGCGGAUGCCCGGCAUUGUCGGCCAAAUCCUCGACCAGUUUGGCACUGACGGCCUUGAGCAGGAGGAUAGUCUCGGCAGAACGCCGUUGCACUACGCUUGCAGCUCAGGAGAAGCCGAGUCCGUAGCAUUCCUCCUCCAGCAUGGCGCCAAUGUACAUGCCCCCCUCUGGGACUCGGGAGGUCGACGGUACAAGUCUUUGUUGGCUACUCGCGAGGACCGAUUCCGUCCUGAAGCCUCUCAAAAGAAACCUGCUGGUCGUAGGGUCUGGUAUAACGUUCGUUAUGGAGGCCCACCGACGGAGAGAAUACGACGAACUUACUUCCCGGACGUUACAAGCAUUACGCAGAUGCUUCUGGAUGCUGGCGCGGAUGUUGCUGCGCUCCGGGGUGACUGCACGGCCCUGGAUGAAGCUCUGGACUCGGGCUGUUGGGAAUUCGUGGAGCCUUUUUUCUUGGAUGAGGAUUUGUUCAUGAGAGCGACCAAGCGCCUUGAAGGCGACUCGGCAUAUUCUAAAACUGUGGUGGAGAUUCGACAACGCAUGAGAGCCCAGAUGGCCCUGAUGCAGCCAAGAUCUUGUUUGGGCGGAAAUACACCGUUCAUGUCCGAGGUAUCGCAGCACCCGGAGUUAUACUUGGGCCUGCUUUCACGUGAUGAUAUUGCCCAUAUUAUCAAUGAGGCCGUUGAUGCAGAUAUUACUGCCACAUCGAAUUACGAUACCCUCAAGGACCUCAUUCACCUCGGGGACCUUCGGGUUUUGGAAACAGUCUCUCGAUUGGUGGUUCACUAUAGCUCGUAUGAUACUGUCAGAGAUACCUUUGAGAAGGGUAGGAAAGAGUCUGAACACAAAUACAAAUACUCCACGGUCGAGUUGACCCCCCUUCAAAUGGCAUGCGACCAGUCGAAGCCUAACAUGCUAACCGUGAGAUAUCUCGUGGAGAAGCUGCAUGUUGAUAUCAAUGCGCCAAAGGCUAUUCUUGAGGACCGCUACAGGAGCAAUGCCAAGAUAUCACCCGGCGGCACCGCUCUCCACAUGCUUGCCUCGGCGAAUGAGUGGUGGAAGUUGGAGGCGAUGAGGUGCCUCCUUGCCAACGGUGCCGAUGCCAAUGCGGUCGACGAGAAGGGCCAGACCCCCCUUCACAUUGCCGCACGCGGGGUGCAGUGGGCUGAUCGACAUAUGUCGGGCUUUUGGAAAUUGGAUGCUGUGCGCAUCCUCCUCGAUCACGGAGCCAACCCUGAUAUUCUUGAUAAGGAGGGUGAAACUGCCCUCCACCAAGCGUGUUCUGCACCCGAUGUCAUGGCGGAGCUGCUCCAAAGGGGAGCUGAUGCCACGCUGGGCACGAGAAGCCCCUUGUUCCAGGCUAUCCACGAUCAGAACCUGGCCGCGUUCGACACACUCCUGGAUCAUGGUCUCAGCGUUGAUACUCUCGACACCAGUCGUCAGAGUCAAGACAUACACCAUUCUCUCUCUGAGCCCAGGGCAGUGUACGCUCUCUUAGCCGCAGCGUUCGCGGAGGAGUUGAACAGCUACGUUCCUGAAUCUGUUCCAUUACUCCGAUCCCUAGUAAGACGAGGGGCUAAUCUCUAUCUUCCUCUUAACGAGCGAGAGACUCUCGUCCACUUUUUGUUCGAGUUCCCCGAGUAUGAAGUCUCAGAUAUACUCCUCCAAGAGCCAUGUGUAGCCCGGAUCGAUUUCGACCGGCCGGAUCAGCGUGGCCGGACUGUUUUGAUGGCAUCUUGUGCAUGGAAGCAGGAGCUACCGGGGUAUGGUUACAAACACUGGGUUACCAAAGUGACAGGUCUUCCGCUUCGAAUCCUGGACCUCAAGGCGGACGCGACGUUGGUAGAUGACGAGGGAAAGACUGCUCUUCACCACCUACUUGACAAUGCGGGGAUGCCAGAUGAUGUGCUUGUCGAGUUUAUACAGCGUAAGGAGGUAGCUCCUACACUUCUGCAGAAGGAUAAAGCAGGGUUCAGCCCGUUCCAUUACGCGCUCCGGAUUCUACGUCCCGACAUCUGUGAGCUCCUGUUGUCUCUGGGCGCCGAUCUACUAGAGGCUGACCCAAACGGCCUCACGGCCCUACAUUACAUUGCCAACCAUUGGCACAUGACAUCUCGUUCGGCAGCCGGUCAUCUUACUAUAGAUCUACCCCAGGAGUACCUUGGUAAGUGCCUGGCAUUGUGGAAGAGGUUCCUGGCCGAGGGCGGUUCCAUCAACUGUAUGGAUAGCUCUGGCAAUACUCCGAUGCACUUGUUCAUGCUUUCACGGACGAGACAUUGCGGCCGGUACAAGGAAGAGGAAGAUGUUGAGUGCUGCCAUAACGUGUUUUACGAGCAGUUCUUCCCCGCCGACAGCGGGGCAGAUAUGUUUGCCGUCAACCAUGAUGGGGAGUCGAUGCUUCAUGUAGUCAGCAGAAGUUUGAGUGCAGAUAAUGCUCAUGAUAAGCUGGUCUUUGAGGCAUUGGUGCAGAAGGGUCUUGAUCCGUUGAGGGAAGAUGCUCGAGGGAGAAGCUCGCUGGAUGUUGCGAGUGCUUUUCAGAAGAAUGAAAUUGUUGAGCUUUUAGGUAGAAAGUAG
Clonostachys rhizophaga is the source of this 6123-nucleotide messenger RNA. NCBI's taxonomy places the organism in Eukaryota, Fungi, Ascomycota, Sordariomycetes, Hypocreales, Bionectriaceae. The record is from the annotation of a GenBank genome assembly.